Molecule: messenger RNA, 1745 nt
Organism: Leptopilina heterotoma
Lineage: Eukaryota; Metazoa; Arthropoda; Insecta; Hymenoptera; Figitidae
Gene: Ptpa
Product: serine/threonine-protein phosphatase 2A activator
Exons: 6
Coding region: 344-1348 (334 amino acids)
Biological process (GO): mitotic spindle organization
Cellular component (GO): cytoplasm; nucleus; protein phosphatase type 2A complex
Molecular function (GO): peptidyl-prolyl cis-trans isomerase activity; protein tyrosine phosphatase activator activity
Source: RefSeq, a predicted model, not a curated record
UAAAUUAAAUAUCGAAGGUCGUGUCUAAUAGAAAUUAUAAUUAGUGAAAUAAUAAAUCAAGGCGCAUUUUUGAAAAAUCCUGAAAAUAAUUUUGAGGUUAACUCAUUUAAAAAAGAGUUUAAAACGUUUAAAAGCUGCUCUUAUCGCAGUUAAAUCAUUAUUUGAAUUAAUUUAUUUAAUUUUUCUCCCUGGAACUUUGUUUUAAUUAUAAUUGCUUCAUCGAAUGCUAAAAUAGCCCUGAAGGAAAAUACAAAAUACCUUCGAAUAUUUUUAAAUAAACAAAUUUCUAUUUGUCAUUGAGUUUCUUUUAAGUCGAAAAAAGUGGAUAAAUUAAUCAAAAAACAUGUCACAUAUUAAAAAAACAGAUUUUAAAUUAUCUCCUGAUCAUGAAUUUAUUGUGCCAACGAAAGGAAUCAAAAAUCCAAAUGAUAUGACCGUUUGGCAAAAAUCCGAGGCUUAUUUCGAAUACUUAGGAUUUAUUCUCGCAAUUAAUGAAUCGAUUCAAGGAAAAAGUAUCAAUGCACAAACCGAGACUUCGUCAAUUGUUGAAAAAAUGAUGAAAAUGCUGAAUAAAUUUGAUGAUCUGAUAACUCAAAUUCCACCAGUUGAUCAGCCUCAGCGGUUUGGAAAUCAAGCGUUUCGUACUUGGCACAGUAAAAUACAAGAGUCUUCCAUUGACGAUUUAAAAGAAGUAUUACCGGAAGAUAUACACAAAGCAAUUCCCGAAAUAGUUGAAUAUUUACUCGAGGGUUUUGGAAAUCCAACACGUAUUGAUUACGGAACAGGUCACGAGAUGACAUUUAUUAUGUUUCUGUGUUGUAUGUUUAAAAUUGGAGCUUUCACAGAACAAGAUAAAGUGCCAGUUGCACUUAAAAUAUUCAAUAGAUAUUUAGAAAUUGUUCGAAGGCUGCAAUUAGUUUAUAAAAUGGAACCGGCCGGAAGUCACGGCGUUUGGAGUCUCGAUGAUUUUCAAUUUGUUCCAUUUAUUUGGGGAAGCGCUCAGUUAAAUGGUCAUCCACGUAUUGAGCCACAACAUUUUGUCGAUCAUGGCGUCGUGGAAAAUUAUGGAAAACAAUACAUGUUUCUUGGAUGCAUCGAUUAUAUUUGUAAAGUAAAAACUGGACCAUUCGCUGAACACUCGAAUCAACUUUGGAAUGUUAGCGCAGUCUCGUCUUGGUCUAAAGUUAAUAGUGGUCUUAUCAGAAUGUAUAAAGCUGAGGUUUUAGCAAAAUUUCCAGUUAUUCAGCAUGUUCUAUUCGGUUCCUUGUUCUCCAUAAAACAAGCACCGGAGAACGUAAGUUGUAAUUCGUCUCUUCUUGGUCCAUCGGCGGGUUUACUUCGUACAUAAAUCUUCCUCUAAAAUUAAUCUUUCGAAUUUGAAAUCGUAGCUUGUGAAAAUAAUUGCAUUGGUGCUGUUGACAAUUGUCGUAACAAGAGAAAGAAGAAAAAUACCAAUUUCUUAGUUGUACAUUUUGUAAUUAUUGGUAUUCACUGUUACUGUUUGAAUAAUUGAAAAUACUCAAUAUCUUUUCUUUAAUUCCAAAUGUUAGAAUCUUAAAAUUUAAUUUAAAAAUAAUGUAAUUAUUCCAACAUAGGUAAUUUAAUUGUAGUUCAUUUUUUCAAUUAAUCAAAUAAUACUUUAAAAGUUAAAAUGUGAAGAAAAUGAAAAUAUUUGAAUGUGUGUAAUUUUCUCUGCUUCAAAUACAAUAGUUUCUUGUGAAUCAAAAAUAAGGAAAAUAUAUUUA